CCUCAUUCUUUCACCCCGUCCCCCAAAACAUACACACCCUCUUCUAUUUCUCCACCCCUUCUUUGUUUUUCUUCUCUCUUUACUUCUCAACUCAAAUUUCAUCAGAGAACAUAACAGAAAAGGAUGGACCCACCCACAGAGAUGACGGCAGACGAAGGGCAGAAGAAUCGUGAGAUGGUAGUCGGAGGGCAAAAACCUCUCCACCGCUUCCUUAACGCAGAGCCCAGAUGUCUUGGGAUUGCUGUGCUGUUCUUUGGCUGUGGAGAGCUGCUUUUGGGGAUUCCGCUGAGCAUUGUGGGUGACACAUUUGAUAUUCUAUACGUCCCCUUCUGGCAAGGAGCCCUGUUUGUCAUUUCAGGAAAUCUGUCCAUCUAUACAGGUGGUCAUCCUUCAAAAAAAAUGGUGACAGUAUGCUUGUCCAUGUAUGUGGUCACUUUGCUGGGGAUUUUUCUCUCUCUGUGGUGCAGAGUGCACACACUGAUUACAAUGAGUUUCUGGUACUACGGAAACGCAGAGAAAAUCAUGAGAGGGCAAGUUCUGACUGCAGAGAGUGUGCUGCUCACUUUGUCUCUCAGCCUCAGUCCAGUUUUGAUCUUCCUCGCCUGUCGGGCUCGAGCAGCUCUGAAAUCCACAAAGACUCAGGUCAUUGUGCAGCGCAGUUUGCCUUCAGGAGAGUGAAACAAUGAGCGAAACCUCCCCUUCCAUGUAAAAAUAUUGCUUUGAGACUUUUCUGAUGUAAUUAAAAAGAUGUGUAUCUGCAAAAAAGUUCUUGUUAUGUGCUGUUAACAAUAAGAAAAUUAUCCAGUGGGCCAAGCACCAUCAACACUGGACCAAAAAGAUAGGGAUAAGGCAGAUGCACAUCCUUUUAGUCCAGCAGAUCAUAGUUGCUUUUUCACUGUAGUCAGGGGAACUGGUUUCUUACUGCAUUGAGGUCUUCCUGUAGUUGUGGUCUUCCUAGACACCGCAAGAUAUUUGUCAACUGCCUCUUGAUCUUCCUGGUCUUCUCCCUUUUGAAUGUGUACUGAACACUGCACUUGGAAAUCUUAAGCUUCUUUGCAAUUCCUCACAGGGAAUAACCAUACCACUAUAUGUUUAUUUGGCCCCACACAUGUAAGACUAACACAUUAUUCUUUACCAUAUUUCUUGCAGCUUUAGGGACAAUUUUACAUGCACUACAGGCCAAUGGUAUUAGGCUACCAGUGGUUUUUGAAAAAACUUAAGGUAGAUAAGAUUUCACUCAAUUUAACUACCCCUCCACCUCCCUCCCACCCCGCAUUUGUAAAAUGAUUGGUUAGACUUCCAAUAAUUUUGUUAUUUUGAGGAAAGUUGUGUCUAAGAGAAUUUUUUAGUAAUCCUCCUCUUUUUUGUUAUUGUAGGUAGAAAUGGAAAAAAGGUAUGCUUUGGUUUGUUAUUCAAUAAAUGUGCAUACAAUACUAAAUUCUUCUCUACCUAAGAUUUAAAAAAAAAAAAAAAAAAACACAUGGCCAAAUACUUUUGGCCUGUACAGUAUACUGUAUAUAUAUAUAUAUAGUUCAAUUAUAUUUGUAAUUAUGCAAUAUUCUAUACAAGCGUAAAGAUUCAGCUUAGUUAUAAGGAGAUGUCUGUUGUGGCCUAUCUAGAACAUUUGGUGUGAGCACAAUAAAAAAUUAAUGCUGGACCACCAACUUUUAACUAAUUAAUUGAUUAAGUAUUUGGGUGUUUUUGAUGAAAAAUCUACUGCUACCUAAUUGAUAUUCCACUUCACCAUCCUUGUUAUCAGCAGAAUAUUUAUUUUACACACUAUGAUUACAUUCACAAGAGAUUAAAAAAAAGAAACUGUAGGACUAUUCCCCUCCACCACCAUGCAAGCCACAGUGGCACUGGGUUCUUUUCACCAUUUUGGAUGUUUUUUGUCAAAUCAUAAAUACAUGAACAGUGAUUAGUGACAGGUAAAAAAAAGAUGAUAUGUUCAUACUGGAAUGCAAGUACAAUUCUCUCUAUCCAUAACUGGCUACGAACAUCAUCUUUCUUGACUUUGGUCCCUCAAAACAAUUAAUAACGAAUCCCAGUAUCCCAAUGUCCCUUUAGUGCAUACUUUAUUCAUCAUACAAACUGAAUUCAUAUUGUUAAAGAGGUUGGAAGGCAUUCAAUUUAAUAAGUUCAUCAUCAGGGUCCAAAGGGACCUCCUAUUAUCAUGUAAAUAAACCAUUCACACUGAAAUUAGGAGUUGCUGAAUCAUGUAGGCCUAUGCAGUUAAAUGUUUUUGUGUGGAAAAAAAAAUCUCAAAAGGCUGUCUGGUUCAAUAAAGGAUAUAUCCAGAGAACA
Molecule: messenger RNA, 2304 nt
Organism: Anguilla anguilla (European eel)
Lineage: Eukaryota; Metazoa; Chordata; Actinopteri; Anguilliformes; Anguillidae
Exons: 7
Coding region: 124-678 (184 amino acids)
Source: RefSeq, a predicted model, not a curated record